AAUGCCCUGACGCCUGGUGUGGAGAUUCAGACUAAUAGCCGAGUGUCACAGCUGCGUGAAUACAGAGAAAGAGACGGAGCAGUCGGAUUACUGCGUCUGUACGGAGACUUGUAAAAGACUUGCAAGCUUAACCUGAAAAACCCAGAUUUCAGUCAAAAUGAAAGCGAUUGUUCUGUCCUUCUACUUCUACUGCUGUCUGCUGCUGACUGUCACGCCCAGUGUGGACAGUGCAAAACUCGACCUCAGCCAAGUUUUAAAAAGAAGCAUUGGGCUCCAGAGGACAAAAAGGGAUCUGAGUAGUCUGUCUGCACUGAGAGAAGCACAGCCCGGGCAAUUUGUUCGCCCAGAUGAUGUCAAAGACACCCUGCUUCCACAUUCCAGCACUGGUUUCGGUGUACGAACCAAGCGCUCCAAAAACUCUGUCAACCAGUCACGGAGGUCAGGCUGCUCACUGGGCACGUGCACGGUACACGACUUGGCACACCGCCUACACCAGAUCAACAACAAGUUGAAAGUCAGUACCGCCCCCAUCGAUAAGAUAAGCCCGCUGGGCUACGGGCGCAGGCGUAGAUCCGUCCCCGAGAGGCAGAUGAAGUUAGAGAUCCAGGGUGGCCACGUGCAGCCAGUAUGGAGGCUGCAAAAGCUGGAAGCGCUGCUCAGACGGACAUGAGCAGGACCGGACGCCAGCUGAGGGACUGGAACGCUGAGAUUUCUCCUGCCAAGAGUUCUCCGGCACAUUCUUUCGCAAGGCGAGCGGCUGGGACAGCAGCCGUGGAUCGACCGAAGCGCAAAAAAACCAACAGCUGUUCUGUAAGCACUGUGAAUGAGAGACAGAAUCAGAGUUCUGUGGUGGAGCACUGCAACUUUCUGGGGUGGUGGGGAAGUGUAGGAUCGGUGCACUGAUCCCUCCAGAAGGAGUGGAGUGGAGUGGAAAGGCCAAAGGAAGUGAGGAUGAACAUCGAAACUCCUCUAAAGGGACAGAAUUUUCCUGCUCCUCAGGUGAACUAUUCAGUAGGAUUAUGGGAACCGAACGCAUCGCGAGUGCACAGCAAUUUAUUUUCUGUCUCGGAGAAACAAAACAAAACAAACUCUGGACUUUAAUCCGUCGUAUCGGACAGGGAAAGACGUGAAUUGUUCGUUUUGAGGAGAUUCAAAGGAUUUUUAAGAACAACACCAUGGCCGUGAACCUUUUCCAUCAUAAACUCUACACCUUUCUGGACACUGUAUAAGGGAUGAAUGCUUUAGAUUUAGAUUUAUAAAAUGCCUUUCUCGGUCCGUUAAGGAUCGUCACGCUACUUGAACAUUAUUAUUAUUAUUGUUUUGUAUAGAGAUACGUGCAAUCUAUAUGUAUUUUUUUACUCCCAGUAUAUGUAUAUAUAUGCCAAAAAAUAUAUAUUGUCAAGAUAUUGUUAUUUAAUUGUUUUAUACUUUGUACUACUUUAUAGAGAGAUAUUUUUGUACAGGAUUCAAAGGAAAAUGGGCAUUGUUGUAUAUCGUUGUUGUCUGUCGUUUGUUUGCGUGGUGCGGUGAUAGAAUACGUUUUAUGUCUGUAAUAAUAUAUUUGUAAAUGUGGUCGAUUUCUGUAUGUCGAAGUAACGUACAUUGUCAUCUAAUAAACUUCAAAUAAAACAAAGAAA
This is a messenger RNA of Tachysurus vachellii, 1637 nucleotides long. RefSeq names its product adrenomedullin a (gene adma). Gene Ontology annotation, biological process: positive regulation of heart rate; adrenomedullin receptor signaling pathway; adenylate cyclase-activating G protein-coupled receptor signaling pathway. Gene Ontology annotation, molecular function: hormone activity; adrenomedullin receptor binding. The transcript has 4 exons. Gene Ontology annotation, cellular component: extracellular region. NCBI's taxonomy places the organism in Eukaryota, Metazoa, Chordata, Actinopteri, Siluriformes, Bagridae. The coding region runs from base 158 to 670 and encodes 170 amino acids. The record is from RefSeq and is a predicted model, not a curated record.